Molecule: messenger RNA, 2538 nt
Organism: Histoplasma capsulatum G186AR
Lineage: Eukaryota; Fungi; Ascomycota; Eurotiomycetes; Onygenales; Ajellomycetaceae
Product: PH domain-containing protein
Exons: 3
Coding region: 1-2538 (845 amino acids)
Source: RefSeq, a predicted model, not a curated record
AUGGCCGCUCGACCUCAAACUCCGUUGCGCGAUGCGUACAUCGCGGUUCCCAACUCUACAGAGCUCUCUCAUAUGAAUCAGAUUAACGGCUCUGCUUCUGUCUCUGCCGCUCAUCCAACCUCCUACAUGGCCACGCCCGGUUCGAUUGUUCCCUCGGACUUCCAGGUCCGGGGAGUUCCCGUCCAGCAUUCGACCCAAACACCUCAAGUAUCUCGAUUCCAUGAAGAUAUGUCCAGUCGGUGUGGGUCGUCUGUUGCCGAUGGUCCUCCUCAUAAUACGAAUAACCUCCACCGCUCUGACUCACAAAUGUCAGCGGCAGUAUCGCUCGUGCCGUCUCGAGCGUCGGGGACCAUAAAAAAGAAACCCUCAUUGAGUAAAAAGGGGAGUUUGCGACGGGCCGGGAGCCGGAGGAGUAGCCGUGCAGGGAGUGUAAGGAGUAUGGCUCUGGGUGAGAAAGAGAAGUACGGGAUCCUGGAUAGUGAUGACAUCAACAGUGCAUUUUAUAUUCCAAUACCUACUUCGGGGAGUCCAACGGAUGUUUUGGCUGCGAGAUUCCAAGCCUGGCGGAAGGUCUUAAAGGAUUUAAUAAUGGUUUUUCGGGAAAUUCAAAAAUCGCACGAAAUCAGAUCAAAAACCCUCCUCUCGGCGUCAGAUUCGAUGAACAACGUCGUUUUUCCAAACACGUUUCUUGCAACAGGCGGUAUUUCUGAUGCUACCAAAAUAUUAAAAGAAUAUCAUAGACAAGCGGUGGUAGAAUCGGCGAAGGCAAAGGACGUCGAAUUAGAAGUCAUUAAACAACUUACUGGUCUUCGAUCAGAUCUGCGACAGAAAAUCAAGGAGAUCAAGGGCCUCUCGGGCGACUUUAAGAAUUCAGUGGACAAGGAGCUAGAAGGCACUCGGAAAGCCGUGAGGAAUCUACAGGAAGCUCUUGGACUGGUAGAUACAGACCCAGCAGCUAUUUCGGGGAAAGGAGACCCUUUCCUUGUGAAAUGUGCCGUACAUAGGCAGCUUGAAAAGCAGAUUGAUGAAGAGAAUUAUUUGCAUCGUGUAUGCGGCCCAUCUUCGUUUCCCUGCCACCUUGCUACCUGUAGGUUGUGGACCCAGUUUGCUGACCCUUCUUUACAGGCGUUCUUGAACCUGGAAAACUCAGGUCGUGAGCUUGAACGCAUUGUUGUCACGGAGAUCCAGAAAACGUACAAUAUGUAUGCAAAUAUCCUGAAGCGCGAUGCAGACGCAGCAUACGAUGCAGCAGGUCAGCUCAUUGAUGGCCCAAUAAGUGUUCCCCAAGAUCGUGAAUGGGACGCUUUUGUAUCUCACAACGACCGCUUGGUCGAUCCUCUGUUGCCGCUACGAGAUUUUCAACAUAUUCAUUAUCCCGGAAAAAGCCAUCCUGCAGCGGCAGAAGUGCGCGCUGGCAUGCUUGAACGUAAGAGCAAGUAUUUAAGGAGCUACACACCUGGCUGGUACGUGUUGUCACCCACACAUUUACAUGAGUACAAGUCUGCGGAUCGAAUCGAGUAUCAAAAUCCAGUCAUGUCGCUAUAUCUACCAGAACAAAAGUUAGGUUCCCACUCUCAAAGUGAUUCAGCAUCCCACAAGUUCAUGUUGAAAGGACGGCAAACGGGUGCGAUGCAUCGCGGCCAUGCGUGGGUAUUUCGAGCAGAAUCUCACGACACUAUGCUCGAAUGGUACAACGACAUCAAGAAUCUUACCGAAAAAACCGGCGAGGAUCGCAAUGCGUUUGUUCGCAAACAUUCCCGCAAUCUGAGUGGUGGACUCUACCGGGCGGGAUCUAUCAGCAGCGAAGGCGUCAUGGAUGAGGACGAAGCAGAUGAAACACCAUACUCUGCAGACCGUGUGAUUGCAAAUCAAGCUCCUCCAUCUGUGGAAACGCAAUGGCAGCAGCGCCCUCAACCAGGUGGGAGAUUUCCAAGUGAUAUCAACCUCCGCCGAAAUUCUCACGCCACUUACUCCUCAUCUAGAGAAAGCUCUGGAGAUCCCGACUCAAUAGCGCCAGCCGCAGCCUCUACCGAACAAACCAAGAACCAUGUAGCUGACCUCCAGGAUGGGGUCCACGAUGAUACCGCCGAUCUCAGCCAUUCUGGCGUACUCGAAGGGCAGGAUAGUCACUAUGUAGAUUGGGUGGCGGACGAGGCAACUACAAGUGCCCCUCAGAAAAUUACCUACUCAUUAUCACAAACAACCUCUAAUCUUGAUGCCUCGAUCGGUUCUCGCAAACUGGCAACUUCCCCUUCCAACCUCUCCCAUGACGGCAAAUCAGUAGCACUAUCGUCUUCCCAUAUCUCAGCAGAUAAAGGGGCCAGACUGGGGGGAAGUACAGUGUCAUCAGUUAUCAACAACAUACCUCACUCCAGCAAUGGAUUGGGGAAAGAUACAGCGACAACAUUAACAAUUCCGACAGCCACAGGAGUGGGCACCCCAAAAACCAUGAAAACAGAUUCUGACCAAACUCGCCAGCUACCGACGAUGGUUAGUGAAUACAAAUUGCCUGGCCAGUUUCCUACCGCUGGUGGUUGA